Messenger RNA from Aureobasidium uvarum, 489 nucleotides. Lineage: Eukaryota; Fungi; Ascomycota; Dothideomycetes; Dothideales; Saccotheciaceae. The record is from the annotation of a GenBank genome assembly.
AUGUCUUCCUAUACAUCAGAAUAUCCUGCCGGCGACAAAUUUGACCCCGAGUAUAAGACUUUCUUUGAGAAGUUCUACGAAACUUCCGAUACUCCUACGGCUCAUGAAGAAUACUCCAAGCAGUUCACGCAUGAUGCCACUUUAAUCAUGGCUUCCAAGAGAGUUCAGGGUCGUGAAGGUCUGUAUAAGCUUCCGAGAAGAUCGACAGUCCAUCUUCUGACGUGCCCAGAAAUCCUAUCUUUGCGUCAAGGGAUGUGGGAAAAGGUAUACCGAAGAAAACAUACAGCAUUCAAGGUAUUCCCAUUCGGUUCCAACUCGAACGAAGUCAUGCUCUAUGGUACCGUUGAGUAUGGCCUAAAGGAUGGCCGAGAAGCCACAGUCGACUGGGCUGCUCGAGCUCACCUAGUCAAACAAGAUGGUGCGGUCAUGAUGGACUUCUAUCAAGUAUACUUAGUAAGUGCAGGCUAUAUCAUCGCUAGAGGUCUGUAA